AUGCGUUGCUCGUAUCUCCUGCGAGGAGAUGUUGUACGAGAUGGAAUUGUUGCUCGUUGCUAUAGCGAAGAGGUAACAACGAGAAGCAUUGUUGCUCGCCACGAUGACGAGGAGAUAAUUCAUAAUGAAAAAUUGUUGCUCGUUGAUGUGCCGGAGAAGAUAGUGACGAGGAGGAUUCUCUGGGAGCUUUGCUCAAGUGUCAAAUCUCAUUCUUUGAAUCCUCUUCGAAUUCAAGGUAGGAUGGAGUCUAUUGCUGAUCGCAUGUUGAAGGCUGCAGUCAAUGAAAGAGCGUCAGGCAAGGGAAAGAAGAAAAAGGUGGCAGCCAAGAGUCCCCCGCGAAUCCGUCUUGGGACUCCUGUUGCGCAAGGGUGCUCAUCGCGGGGAGGUGGUUCUGGUACUCCUUCCUCUGUUCAGCAUCCUCCUCAGAAGAGGGCGAGGGAAGGUGAUCGUCCUGAGACAGGCAUGGGAGAAAUGACCGGCUUUCCUGUUCCCCGGUGUUAUACUGUGUCCAGAUUUUUUGACAUGUACCCUCCUGUGAUCGCUGAUGCUGAGAAGGUUGCCCUGCUCGUGUGA
Messenger RNA from Trifolium pratense (red clover), 573 nucleotides. RefSeq lists its product as uncharacterized. Lineage: Eukaryota; Viridiplantae; Streptophyta; Magnoliopsida; Fabales; Fabaceae. The transcript has 3 exons. The record is from RefSeq and is a predicted model, not a curated record. Bases 1 to 573 code for a protein of 190 amino acids.